This is a messenger RNA of Racocetra fulgida, 121 nucleotides long. Lineage: Eukaryota; Fungi; Glomeromycota; Glomeromycetes; Diversisporales; Gigasporaceae. The record is from the annotation of a GenBank genome assembly.
AUGACCUUAAAAAUGUAUGUAAACGCUUGUGAGUUUGAGAUUGGAUUUUUCGAAAUCGUUGGAAGUCCAACAAAAGUCGAUGUAAAAGGCUAUUAUGAAGAUCUUGAAAAAUUACUAAAAG